Messenger RNA from Penaeus chinensis, 5588 nucleotides. RefSeq names its product protogenin B-like. NCBI's taxonomy places the organism in Eukaryota, Metazoa, Arthropoda, Malacostraca, Decapoda, Penaeidae. Gene Ontology annotation, biological process: cell-cell adhesion; axon guidance. Gene Ontology annotation, molecular function: protein binding. The coding region runs from base 50 to 3739 and encodes 1229 amino acids. The transcript is spliced from 22 exons. The record is from RefSeq and is a predicted model, not a curated record. Gene Ontology annotation, cellular component: axon; plasma membrane.
GAGUGUUCGCUACUAUUUCCUGAAAAACUUCUUCAAUGUGGAAGCAUAUAUGGCGUGGUUUUCUAGUAUGUCAGGCGUACUGCCAGCAGUAGUCCUGGUUCUUGUUGUGCUCACAGGCACAGAGGCCAGUGUGAGCCCGGCUACGGCAGAGUCUGAGCUUACUUCAGGUGAAUCGGGAUCAUGGUCGGCGAGCUGGGACGAGACGAGGCGCGUGUGGGCGGCCCGAGGGUCCACAGUGGUGCUGCAGUGUCGGAUGGGCGGGGGCAGGGCCAGGAGCCAGGGCAGCGGGCAGGGCAGCGGAGUGCCCCGCGAAGACUGGAUUAACGUCACUUGGCGUCGAAACAACGUCUCCGUCGAUGACCGGCGCCAUAUUGUAACGGAGGCAGGACACCUCAACAUUACCAAGGUGGUCAAGCGACGGGGCGGCGUGACGGACGAGGGGGAGUACCGUUGCUUGGUGUCCACCCCGAUGGGCGUGAUCACAGGCCCGCCCAUCACCCUCCGUAUAGCCACAAUGACCAAAAGCUUCGUGUUGAAGCCUUCCAAUGUGAGUGUGGUGGAAGGAGAGUCUGUGAGGCUCACGUGCCAAAUUGACUCUGAGCCUCCGGCAACAUUUACGUGGACCCUCGACCAACAACCUCUACCUCAAGAUGACAGGUACGCAACCUUCAACUCAGGUGUGCUUCAUAUAAAUGGAGUACAGAGGACUAAUGCUGGCAUUUAUCGGUGCCUAGCAACAAACUCAGUUGCAGGAAAAGAACGCCACAGCAACGGCAUUUCUGUAACAGUACUGGAAAGGGGUGAGGGGGACAACUACAAACUCCCCUCCUUCCUCUCCCCUAAAGACCCUGUUCGAGUUGUGCAGGGGGAAAAUGCAAUCAUCGAGUGUCUUGCAACAGGUGUGCCACUCCCAACAAUCUCAUGGCAACGAAAAUUGAAUGAAAGUGCGGGCUGGGAGGACUUGAAGAUGGGAGUCAAUGGUGUAUCCAUGAUUGGCCAGGGAACACUUGUUCUCUCUAAUGUUCAGAACACAAGCUCUGGACGUUAUGCUUGUACUGCAAAGUCGUAUAACCCCAGCACCAAGAGAGAAGCCAGUGUUUCAAGGGAAAGAGAGCUAGAUGUGUUGACCCCACCUGAAGUCACUGAUUCUCCAAAACCCGUAAAUACCUUGUCAGCCAAGACAGCCCGUCUAAACUGCUCAGUAACGGGUCAUCCAACUCCCCGCGUCAUAUGGUACAAAAAUGGGCGGCCUGUUGUCAUUAAAGGACGCAUUGUUCAAUCAGACACCAACCAGCUCCUCUUCUAUAAUUCAAUAACUGCUGACAAAGGAAUGUAUCAGUGCCUCGCUAUCAACGAUGCGGGAUAUGCCUCAAGUUGGGCCCUCGUGGUAAUCAACUCGUCCAAGAAUCAACCAGAACCACCCCAGAAUUUAAAUUAUGUAGUUCUUUCGUCUACCUCGGUUCUCCUGACAUGGGAUGCAGUCCACCCACUCAACGGCGAGCUCAAAGCUUACUCAGUACAUUAUGUUGAAUCUGAGGGGAGUGCGAUGGAGAGGCAGGAAGUUUCAUUAAAUACAUCACUUCUUCUAGAAGGUCUCAAGCCCAACACAAAUUAUACAGCUUUUGUUAGAGCCUACAGCAACUUUCCUUCAGAAAUCUCAGAGAGCUUGGUGUUCCGCACGGCGGAGGAUGUCCCUACUGAUGUCCCAGCUGUGCAGCUGGUUCCUCUGUCGCCCACAGCUCUCUUGGUCAAGUGGAGCCCAUUGGCACCAGAGCAAGCUCGAGGCACUAUCCAUGGAUACAAAAUUCUGUGGAGAAAACGAAACCAUCACUACUACCAUGUCCAAGAGGUUUUGGCAGAUGUGCACGAGUUUCAGAUCACCGACUUGCAUCCAGGAAAGAAAUAUGAAGUGCAAGUGCUGGCAGCAACAAAGGCUGGAUAUCCAACCAAGAGUGGUUGGCCCUGGAUACAACAGAAGAUGGGUGAACCAACCCAAGAUGUACCAUUUCCCCCUGAGGUCACACUGAAGGUGCUCAAUGAUACUAGCAGUGAUUCAGCAGGAAGGCUGGCAAUUAAGGUGGACUGGGAAGUUUCAUCAGAAAACAAAGUAGAAAUUGAAGGUUUCUGGUUGAAAUACAAACGGCAGGAUCAGACAUGGAAUGAACCCAUCAGUUUCCCACCAACACAGAAAUCAUAUACCAUAACUGGCUUAGAAGCUGAUUGGUAUGAAGUCCAGGUGAAGGCUGUUAGUGCCAAUGGUGAUGGCGAGCCGACUGUGAAUGUGAUUCACACUCGCCUCCCAAACCAAAGCACACAGUUUGCAAACACUACUUCCAGUAUUGAUAGGCUGGAGGCAGAUUCUCGGUCUCAGACAAGCGUUCACUUGUCCUGGCGGGUAACAGAAGGUCAGGAUGGAGCAGCUUAUUACACUGUCAAGUACCAGCAGAUCACGCAUUCACCAAAUCCAGCAGAUGCAACGUUUGUCCGCAGUGAUACUGCAGAGAUCAUAAUCACAGGCUUGAAACCAUUCAGCACAUAUGAAUUCAGUGUUCGUGCUCAUGAAUCGGAGAAGACGUAUGGCCCUUUUAGUCAUCCUGUUCAAGCUAUGACUAUGGGUAACCUCCCAUCGUCACCAGAGGAUUUCAUGUAUGAACCUACAGAUGCUUCUACUAUCCGUCUGAAAUGGAAUCCACCAGAACAAUUGACUGGGACUCUGAAGAAGUAUGAAAUUCUCUACAGUCUGGAUAAGCAGAAGCCUUUAUCUGAGUGGGAUGUGCAUGAGGUAGAGGGUGAUGCCACGGCAGAUACGGUGGGGGGACUUGUGUCAAACACUGAAUAUUGGUUUCGCAUUCGUGGCUGCUCAGCCGUUGGAUGUGGAGAAAGUACUGAACCUUUGGCUGCUACAAUACCUGCCAUUCUUCCACCUGAUCAAAAAGCACCUUCCAGUGAAUUUUAUCUCAUCCUAUGCUUGGUUACGGCAUUUUUUCUACUCACAAUCAUUGGAGUUGCAUCUAUGUAUGCAGUCAAAGUCCGCAACAUCUCAUCAUCUCCGCGGGUUUUGGCUUGCAAUGGAAACGGCCACAUCAAUGGCAAACGCAAUACACAGGUUGUCAAAAUAGGGCAGGCAGAUGGACAGGCUGAUGGAGAUUGCCAAGAGAUGGAAGUUUACAUCCCAAUGCUAACACAGAUACCCCCAGAUUUCAAGUGCCCUCCACUGGAUACAAAGGGAGGAUAUCCAGAGACUCGUAUGAAUGGAAUGAAUAACCCAAGGUGCAAUGGUUUCGUUGUCAGAAACCGAGAUCACCUGCAAGCAGUUCCUCAUGCAGAGACGAAGGGUUUGUCGUCAGAGGAGAGCGAACGGCUGGUGAUAGGUGCCAGUAGCAGCAAUGGUGCCAUGAGCAUGAGUGUCCUCCCCCAAGUUUAUCAAAAUCAUAGCCAAGAGCAGAGGGAAGCUGAACAAGGUGGCAGUGAGCCAAAUCAUUCUCAAAGUGGUACAUUACCUCCAUCUCCACGACACGAACACAACCAUAGUGGAGCCUCACAAACUGGGCUUGCCAAUCUCACUAACCUCACUACUCUAAGUACCAUGGAAAGUGAUGUGGAGAUGGAACCGGAGAAAAUGAUGGCUGAUAGUGUUGGCUCCCAGGAUGGCAGCACUCCAUACCAACACAAUUCCCAUCAUAAUACAAGUGCAACAAAAACAUCAUCCCCGCAACCCCCACUCACAACAGUGCAGUAGCUACGUAGGUGCCUGGGUAUAGUGCCCAGCUACCCACCCUCGCAGGCCCCUAUCACGGAGAGUCUCCUCUGGUCUGAUGCGGGUAUUGAUACGUAUACAAGGCCUGGCCCAGCUGCUGCGAUGGUAUGUGGCAAAUUUGCCCAUCCAGCCCACAGUGGAAUUGAUGCGUGUGCCUUGCUCCAAGUGUACAAAUGUCAGUGUGGGUACUUGAGACCAUCAUAUGAGCGGGGCUGGGUCUGGCACCACACUGUAGCCACUAACAGCUAGUUGUUAGUUGGUGUGUACAUUGUUGCGAUCAUGGAUAUGGCUCUCAGUCACACAGUAUGGGCUCAGUGUUCCCUGACAAACAAGUCGCGGUACAAUUAUUUAACCGAGGCUGAGUGAAAGGAGUACAAAUUAUCAUUUUUCCUGUCAUUUUUUAUCUGUAAAUUGUGACUUGAGAGCUGUGUCCAGGGUGCUCCCUCAUUUCUCUGAUGACAAGGUAUCAGGGAUUAUCCUGGCAAAUAACGGCAUACCUGCCCCUCCCCCCCGCAACCAUACAGCCCCAAAGAUCCCUCUCACAUCUUCACCACCUCAGCGUCUCGCCAUAUUUGUAUCAGGGAUGGUAAUCUCUUCUCACCUCUUUUGAUAGGACUGUAAUACACCUUUGAUUCUGACAUGUUUGAUUGGUCUGCUGUUUUAUAUAACAUACAGUAGUACAAGAGUAAUGGGUUAAUACUCCUUUACAUGUAAAUCAAUUUUAGGCAGCAGUCACAUUAUAACAUUUAUGUGUUUUUUGUUAGUUUUUUGUUUCUUGUUUCUUACUGUUAAUCAUUGCAGUCUGAAAUCAGGGAGAUUCAUACCAAGAGCAUCUACUAAGUGCAGAAAAUGGGAAGAUGAUUACUUGGUGACACCAAGUCUAAAAACAAAAAUUAAGAAAAAAACAAGAAGAGAAUAGGGAUUUAUUAGACUCAGAUACAGAUAUUUAAAAAUCAUAAUAUUUUAGAUAUUGUAUCUCUUGUGUCUGUUUCCUCCUAACAAGCAACAGGUGUCAGGUCAUUAAGUGGUGAACAUCAUGUAAUCAUCCUCUCUCUCUUAUGUACCACAAGAUCACAUGCAGUGCUUAUAACAUAGCAAAGCUAGCUGAACAACAAUUUACCAUGUUAUCAGCCCUUUCAAUGUGGGUGAAGGAUUAAUUACAUACCUAACUUCAAUUGAUGAUUUACUUGUUUAAGAUUUAUGUAGCAGAAAUAGUUUCUCAUAGACACUAUAAUUCUCAAAAGAGUGCUAUGCUCAUUUAAUAAAUUACUGUGAUAUAAAAUGUAGUGAAUAACAUGUAGUUGCUAACUGAAAUUGAUAGCAUAACAUUAUGUUUAUAAUUUGCAUGACACAAAUUUGAAACAGUUUGCAUCAAAACUUUGGCAACGAGUCCUGAGGAAGUUUUCAUGGUCCUUCACCCACAUAUCCAUAUUGCAUUCCAUACAGACUUCUGGUAAGUGGUGCUGUACUACUUCUCUAAAUUGCUACCGUUUAGUCACCUUGUGCCACUCGAAUUCAUUCACAGACAUCAUCUCACUCCAUCUGCACAUCAUGUUUUCCAGCUGCAUUGGUAAGUUCAUGCAGUAUUCAAGGCAUAGAUUGCGAAAACAGGUACAUACUGACUGAUUAGCGGCAAUUUUAAGUAGUACUUGUAUCAUCCGCCUCUCAGUGCAGAGCCCGGGCUAACCUCUUAUCCAAAUACAUCACCACAGCAUCUUCACAGCCCUGCUUAUAUAAUGUAAUGUUGCUCCUAGAAAUCUAUGGUUUGUACAGCAAAUUUAAUAUAAAUGAUUUUUAGAAUUAUAUAUAUAUAUGUGUGUGUGUAUGUAUA